Messenger RNA from Dinoponera quadriceps, 1839 nucleotides. RefSeq lists its product as uncharacterized. The record is from RefSeq and is a predicted model, not a curated record. The transcript has 5 exons. NCBI's taxonomy places the organism in Eukaryota, Metazoa, Arthropoda, Insecta, Hymenoptera, Formicidae. The coding region runs from base 95 to 1432 and encodes 445 amino acids.
UCUCUCUCUCUCUUUCCAAACACCGUCCGCAAAGAAAAACGCUCCCUGUCUCCGUCGUAUUCGACUCGUCCUCCUCCUCGUCGUCAUCGUCGACAUGACCGAGCGUCAUCGCGUCGUUUCGUUCUCAUUAAUCCUAACAGAACCACUGCCGGAAAUAAUGGGUGUCCUCUCGCGCGUGUCCUGUCGCUGUCCCGCGGCUGUCAGGCAGCGUCCGAAUUACACCGACGGCGCAGCAGGACCGUCAGGGCGAAAGCUGGCGUAUUAUUUAUUCAGCUGGAGACGCGACCGGCCGCCACCUCGGGAGAAUGAGGCGCGUUGUUCCCUCCAGCGGAUAGCGAAGGCCACCAUACACUCUUCACGCCAUCAGCAGCAUCGCCGUCUUCUCCGCAAGAUGCUCGCGCGCGGCAUCCUCUGCGCCCUGUGCUCCGCGCUGCUCCUUCUGAAUCUCAACCUGGCCGAAUGGGUGGACAUGCCGCAGUUCUCGGACGAGAACAAGAUUUACAGGAUACCUUCCGUGCAACCGGAUCAGUUCUACAAGUUCCGACGAGGCGACGCGGACAACCACGGCUUCCUGGAGCGAAACAGCAGCCGGGCAUCCCGUCGCCCCGUCGUCAAAGUCGCGCACGCGACGGACCGUAAGAUCGCGGAGAUAAAGGGGACACAUUCCGUUCCGGAAUCGAUCACGGCGUCGUAUCUAUUUCCCGUGCAGAUCGCCGACGCUUACGCGGACAUGGCCGAGGAAAACCGCGGCCCGGAGAGCACCGGCGACGUCGCAAACGAGAAUAAGUUCUCGUACGGACACCGUGCGACGCCGGAUACAACGACGUACAACGCGCUCACGACUCAAUCGCCAUCCUCGAGCACCAUCCCCGCACAGGGAACGCCGUGGGACGAGUCUUACAAUCGCACGCUGAAACAGGAGGAUGGCAUACUGCAAUAUCUGCCCGUGGACGUACUCAAGAGCGUCCACCGUACUCUACAGUCGCAGCCGGUGUCGCUCGAGGGGAAGAUCCACUUCCUCAAGACGUUCGAGAAGACGCUCAUGUCGGAGAUAGGUACAACUUGCGUAUUCGCUUUCUCAUCAUUUCUCACUUUGUUUGUUUACUCACAUUUAGAAUCGCGCCUCGCCACGGCCAUGGCGCCGAGACGAAGGACGAGGGGCGCGCAUUACCAUGGACAUUACGACGAUCACGAGGAUCACUCCGUGGGGUUCCCGUCGAUAGAAGGCGCGCUCAUGGCUAUAUCGUUCCUCACGUUCGCGGUCUAUCUCGUGCGGCUGGUUAUGCUUCUCUUCCGAAAUAUAACCAACCCGAUGACCACCACGACCGCGGCUACGCUGCUCCUCGGCAGAAGGAAGAGAUUCACGGCGGACUUCGACGACGACACCGCCAGGAUACUCGGCAAUUUGAACAGUUUCGUCUCCAAUUUUUAGGUCGUUCCCGCGAUAGACACCGAUAUCGGGUAUCUCGGUGGACGACGAUAGAAUUGCGAGUGGGCGAAACCAGGGGCUAAUCGUUGUGCAUUCUUCGCUCUUCAGUGCGUGCGUCUUCAAAUAGAUAUUUUCGCAAGUUAUUUCUCGCUAGUAACGGCGUCCCUCCCGCGACGUGUCGCCACGAUUAGCCCUUGGCUCCGCCUGUCAACGACGACGUUCCACCAUGUUCGAAUCUGAACUUUCUGAAGAAUCUGCUUCGUCAGAAUAGAUCAUUUCAAAACAAAUCCAAAUCGAUUAAGUAGAUUUUUAAUUCAAACAAUAACCAAUUAGAAACUAACUUAAUAAGCCGGUUUAAAUUAGUUAAGCCGAUUAACGAAUUAAGUAAAUGUUGACCUUUACACAUUAAA